This is a messenger RNA of Didymella exigua CBS 183.55, 1226 nucleotides long. RefSeq lists its product as uncharacterized. Gene Ontology annotation, molecular function: oxidoreductase activity. The transcript has a single exon. The record is from RefSeq and is a predicted model, not a curated record. Lineage: Eukaryota; Fungi; Ascomycota; Dothideomycetes; Pleosporales; Didymellaceae. Bases 285 to 1175 code for a protein of 296 amino acids.
GUCGAAACACUGUGCUUAAUGCUCAACAAUGCACGUUUACUUUCUAUCUUACAAAUCGUAGCUUGGUCUAGCCCACUAAAGGUGCGCCCUUCAUGCGUGCAAGCACUCGCCUCAGUCAGUCUGCCUGCGCUUAUGAUUGGCCCAGCUUGGUCACCUCGGCCAGAAUCAGGCCAUGACGCCAUUCCACUAUUACAAAGCAGACCAUUGCUCAAUGCCUGAGUGCACGUACUUAAUCGCGGGCUUCACUAGUUGGAGGCAUUAGAAGAGAGCCAGACGCCCCAAAAAUGACGACAGCCAACUUCAUUCAUAUCGACACAAACUCCUACACAGGAAAGCCAUGGUCGAAGGUUGACGGGCCUGGCCAGAGCUUCGAACACAAGAGCCAUUCGCGACCAGUUCACAACCUGCGCGGAAGAGAACACGAAUUCAACACCGACAACUCUGGAUUCGCCGUCUACGAUUAUGCUGCAAAGGAGAAGUCCUUCACAGACGACGCCGCCGUAAGGAACGGCUACUACGUGGAAGUUGAGCAGCUGCUCCGCGACAAGAUUCCCGGCAUCAAGAAGGUCCAUAUCUUUGAUCACACAAUUCGUCGGCGAGUCAAGGACUCUGCACGCCAGCCAGUACAGCAGGUCCAUGUUGAUCAAACCCCAGCAGCAGCCGAAGCCAGAGUUCGCCGACAUAUUCCCCACGAAGAGGCAGAUAAGCUUGUCAAGGGCCGCUACCAAAUUAUCAACGUAUGGAGGCCGAUCGAAAGCCCUGCGGCAGACCAUCCUCUUGCUGUCAUUGAUUGGCGAACAACCUCUCCACUGGACUUUAUCGCUACCGAUCUGAUGUACCCUCGACGUGAUUCUCAAGACGCUGAUGAUGAUGACCGCGGCAAAGAGGUCCUCCCUGAUCCAAGCAAGUACAAUUCGGCCGAGGGUUACGAGGUGAAGGGGGAGACCAUGGGUGUAGCGCCCAACGACAACCAUCGAUUUUACUACCAGAAGGACAUGACUCCUGACGAGGUCCUACUAUUGAAAUGCUUCGACUCUUACGGUGAAGGUAUGCCCAACGGGAAGAAGGGUAUUUCUGUACGCACCCCACACACUGCCUUCGACGACCCUCAGACACCGAAGGAUGCUCCAGGCAGGCAGAGUAUCGAAGUCAGAUGUUUGGUUUUCUACGAGUAAUGCAGUAUUGUCAGCACUAGAUAUAUCCUAAUGCCGAUUUCUUCAUUUUCA